This is a messenger RNA of Triticum aestivum (bread wheat), 1408 nucleotides long. RefSeq lists its product as uncharacterized. Bases 381 to 800 code for a protein of 139 amino acids. The record is from RefSeq and is a predicted model, not a curated record. NCBI's taxonomy places the organism in Eukaryota, Viridiplantae, Streptophyta, Magnoliopsida, Poales, Poaceae. The transcript has 2 exons.
UCCUCGCCGCCGCCAUUCCAAAUCCUCUCGGGAUACUGGCCAAAUCCACUUAGGUUUUUCCCCAUCCACCCAAAUGGCAGCCUCCACCUCCCCUCCCGAUUCACCUCCAUCGAUCCCAACACCACCAAGCCACCCCGGCGGACCUCGCUGGAGCUCCUUCCUUUUCCCCCUCUGCCCGAGCGCGCCCGUCCUCGCAGCCCCGCCGUGCCAGCUUCAACGCCCGCCUCCUCGACUACCUCGCGACGGCGACCUCGACAAGCUGCCGCCACCGGUGACCGAACCAGCAGCAACAUCGUCUCUCCUCCUCCGCUACCCCGAGCGUCCCUCUUGAGGCCCUGCUUCCUUGCGCUCCGUCGUCGCCCCGCUCGUCCAAGCCUCCUAUGUUCGCCGUUAUGGAUGCUGCCAUCCGAGCUCCUCAAGCCGACACCGUCCAGGGUCCCAACGACCUCGCCGUCCUGGCCUCCUCUGUCGUGCUGGUGAGCGCGACGCUGGAGCAUCGCAGGUCGCCGUGCCUCUGCCCAUCCUUCUCCUCCUCUCAUUCCCUCGCGUCUGUCUCUCCCUCUAAUUUCUCUCUUAUGCCCAGGGAGCCACCACCCGCGUCGCCGGAUUUCGCUGCCUUAGCCUCGGAUCCGUCCAUCUUCUCCGUUCCUCGCCUCUCCGCCUCCUGCCGUCCCUAUUGCCAUUGGACUGCGCCGCUGCAGGAGGUCGCCCCGUCACGGCCUUGCCUCCGGCCAGAACCACCUGCCCUCGAUGCCUCUUGCUUGGAUCCAGCCGUCCCCGAAGCCAAGUGCCGCCGAUGACCUCCAUCUCCCUGCAUCGCACCUAGGCCCGCGCCACCUCCUUGUUUCGCUCUUGCACGAGCAAGACGACGGGCGCCUGAUCGAUCCGGAUGCACCGGUUGACCGCGAGGUUGACUGGGCCACGACCAUGUCGUGGCUGCAAGGCCCAGCGCCCUCCUGUACUUUGCCAUCGCCGUGGGCCGCCAGAUCCGCCGGCCUGUUCCACUGACUGGGCCUUGGCCCAUGGUGAGACACCCCCCAGCAGCGCCCCUUUUGUUUUUUUUUCAGUUGGCCCAACUUGCACCAGAUUCGGCCCAUAGAUGUUUUUUUUAGUUCUGCAAAUUUACUAAAUUUCCUUCACAUGCAUAAUUACAGAAUAUGCCAUCAUUUUAAAAAUGCUCACACCUAAAUAACCGUGCAUCGGAUUUAAACAAACUUAACAUGAAAGUUGCUUAGAAUUUUGUGUAGUUUCAUAAUAUGUCAUUUUCAUCCAUGUUUAAAAUGUUUAAAAUGCUGUUUGUGUAAUUUUUGCCCAUAUGCCAUGCUAAAAUGAUUUAAUUCAUAACUAUUUAACCGUACCUCCAAAUUUAAUAAUCUUUAUAUGUAUAAAUGGGGUAGAAAAAUGUCUA